GGUUUUACGUGCUGAGAUAGUCAUAGGCGCACGCAUCCUCUCUCUCUCUCUCACUGUCUGCUGUCACCCUUGCGUGAGCAGAAGCUCUAAUUCCGUUUCUAGUUUGGUUUUGAGUGAAAGAAUCUGUUACUUCUCUCUGUUUUUCCUCAUCUGCCCCUGCAUUUUAUUCUCUCUGAUCCCUCAACCCCUCCUUUUCUUGUGAAAUUAUAAAGCAAAAGAGAACAAAAAAUUACAAAAAAUAUAAAAAUAAAUCCACAUAUUCCGUUCCAUAUAUCUGCGUGAAAGAAGAGAGAAGUAAGCAAGACUCUUUACUACCUUUGUUUCUCUGCCUCCACAUGGUAUUUGCAUUUGAAAGCGAGGAUUUUAAUGCUUUGAGAAGAGAUUGAGGUGGUUUACUUCCACAUUUGCUGAGAAAAUGGAGGGACAUUCAAGGGAAGGAGAGUCCUGCCAGCAGUUUCUUGAUCUGAUUCCUAAUGAAAGGGAUUGGUUGGUAAGGGAUAGAGGAUCCUUUCAAGUUACAGAGGAGAAAAAGCUGGAGCUGAGGCUCGGGCCACCUGGGGAUUGGAUUUCCAAAGAAAACUGUAACAGAGAAAGACAUGAGGAAUCUCUCCUCUCUCUUGGGUAUUUUCCAAAGGCUCCCAAGAACGGCAAUCCUUCUGCUGGUGCAAAGAGGGGGUUUUCUGAUACAGUUGUCGCAGAAACAGGUGCAGAUAGCAAUUCAAACCACAAGGUUUCCUCUCAGAAGCCAGCGGUCUUGUUUCAACCCCCUCCUUGGUCUUCUUCUCCAUCUGCUUCUGCUUUCCAGAAAUCUGCAUUCCUCCAGUUCCAAAUGCAAUCAAUUCCAAGCUUGCCUGUCCUGGGGAAGGAAUCCUCACAUGCAAAUGCCUCAAAGGUUGAGAUGCAGCAGGCCCAUGAGAAGAACCCAUGUUCUUCAGCUUCUGUAAAUGCAAAUGCAGCUGUAGCCAGUAACUCUCAGACAAGAAACAGAACUGCCUCUGUUCCUGUUGUGGGGUGGCCUCCAAUCCGUUCCUUCCGGAAGAACAUCGGAAACAGCUCAUUGAAACCAGCUUCUGAAUCGCAAAAUGGAGUUUCUGAACCCAAAGAGAAAAAUGAAAAUUGCCGGAAAGGUUUGUUUGUGAAGAUAAACAUGGAUGGGGUUCCAAUUGGUAGAAAGGUAGAUCUCAAGGCCUAUGACAGUUAUGAGAAACUAUCUUGUGCUGUAGAUGAGCUCUUCAGGGCCCUUCUUGCAGCUCAAAGAGAUUCUACUGCUGCUGGAAAUCAGAACACUGCAGAAGAACUGCCUCCAAUCACAGGUUUAUUAGAUGGAAAUGGAGAAUAUACUUUGGUUUAUGAAGACAAUGAAGGAGACAGGAUGCUGGUUGGUGAUGUUCCAUGGGGCAUGUUUGUAACUACGGUGAAGAGGUUGCGCGUUCUGAAGAGUUCGGAACUUUCUGCACUCCAUCUCGGGAGCCGGAAACAGGAAAAUACAUCGCUGCCGGAUACCGAAGUGAGAUGAAGAGGGUGGUUUUCUUGAUCUGGGUUUUGGGCAUUUUGACAUCUUUAUCUUGUUUAUGGGAAAAAGAUUGGAGCUGUAACUGUAAGGGUUUUUCUUUUUCUCGGUGGAAUGGAUUUGGUUUUCUGUUUUCCUCCCUCUUUUUGGGGGAUUGCAAAAGUGCUUCAGAGGAAAAUAUAUCAGCAGUAUUUGGAUAUUUAUAUAUCUAUAUGCAUAUAUAUACAGUACAUUCUGUAAUAACAAAUGUUUUCGUUGUUUGAUA
Messenger RNA from Magnolia sinica, 1775 nucleotides. RefSeq names its product auxin-responsive protein IAA26-like. The record is from RefSeq and is a predicted model, not a curated record. Gene Ontology annotation, cellular component: nucleus. Lineage: Eukaryota; Viridiplantae; Streptophyta; Magnoliopsida; Magnoliales; Magnoliaceae. The transcript has 6 exons. Gene Ontology annotation, biological process: regulation of DNA-templated transcription. Bases 416 to 1516 code for a protein of 366 amino acids. Gene Ontology annotation, molecular function: protein binding.